Marasmius oreades (fairy-ring Marasmius) is the source of this 2274-nucleotide messenger RNA. RefSeq lists its product as uncharacterized. The record is from RefSeq and is a predicted model, not a curated record. NCBI's taxonomy places the organism in Eukaryota, Fungi, Basidiomycota, Agaricomycetes, Agaricales, Marasmiaceae. The transcript has 4 exons. The coding region runs from base 1 to 2274 and encodes 757 amino acids.
AUGAACGGUGCACUUAACGCGGCGGUCAGUGAUGACCCAUUGAGUCACAGUGCUUCUCCCGCCGGCAGCCACUCAAUUGGCUCCCAUAGCAGAAGCGUUGACCUUGACCUCUCGCCACUUCCAGCUACAUACACUCAACCAAGUUCUCGAAACACGCCUACAAACUCUCCAUUGACAGCCGGGCAACCUCCAUCGAAAGGAAAAACUGUAGGACUCAACGAGGCGGAAAAGGCAACGCGUAAUGCAGCAAAGGAGUUGAGAGAAAGGAGAGAGGAGAAGUUCGCGUUGGAAUUGAAGGCUGCGGUCGGGAGGUUUGAAACGGACUUGCAAGCGAUUGCGGAGAAGUACGGAAAGUCUGAGGACAGAGUCCGUCAGCUACUUAACCUCUCCUCCCACUAUGGACGACGCAGAACUCCGAGACUCGACAACGCCAUUUUACACCACAUGAAGAGCAAGUACAAUGACGAGCGACCGAAGGGCACAAAGUACUCACCUGAAGAGCUUCGAGAGAUGGCGAAAACUGAGCUGUACCUUCAAGACGUCGAAAGCAAUGAAGACAAGCAGAGGGAGCUUUUAGAUGAAAUCAUCGACCAACGGCAGUCAAAGGCAGCGGGUGCACGUAUUACGGAGCGAUCGCAAGCAGCAAUGAUUAGUGAAGCUCAGAAGCAAACUUCAGACAUCAUGAGACGUUUGUUUUAUAGGAUGGAUGCGCCAUCCUUCGGUCUCGUAUCAAAGCCAAACAUAAUGGAGUACGGCGUUCCAGGAUUCUACGCAUAUGGUGACACUGCCGAUUUUAUCCAAGAAACAUUUGGCAUGAACAUGUGGAAGCUCACCAGGAAGUUCGAACUUUGGGCAACAAAUAAUAGCGGCAAGCUUUCAUCUCCUCAUCGUUGCACUGCUUCUAACGUACAUCCUCUACUACAGACUCCAAGAAAGACUUCAAUAUUGACACCUUGCGAGCGAACUGACGAUGUGGCAGAAAACCUUCGAGGCGACAAUAUGCAGAUGAAUUGGGUCAAUUACGAUGCGGCGAUUGUCGUGAAGCUUCGCUGCCGUAUGGUGGGAUGGCCUGAAGGUGUUGACUUCAGCAGCCCAUCAGCAAUGACCAACCGUGAACACCUUAUGCAACUUCUGGAUGCCCUGAAGAGCGGAGUAUGCUAUUGGCAUUGUAUGAGUACGAAGCAGGUCCACACGCAUAAGGAUUGGCUGGAGAAGGAGCAGGAGGCUGGACGAAAGGAGCCCAAAAAGAGGGCACCAAGGGCUGACAAGGGUAAAACCCGAGGACAAUACAAGCCUCGUAAAGCCGCCAGCUCGGACACCCCCGUCGACAAUCUCGCCGAAACCUCACCUUCGUCGACUUCCAAUGCCACUGGCAUGGAUGCCCCCGUCGACAGCUACCCUGAACCCUCGCCUUCGUCGACUUCCAAUACCGCUAGCUCGGACGCCCCCAUCAGCAAUCUCGCCGAAGCCUCACCUUCACCAACCUCGAAUGUCUCUAGCAUACACUGUAUUGACAGCAGCCCAUCUCCUGAUGUCGCCACCACUCCAGCAGCCACAGCAACGCCUACAGACGCCCAUACUUGCCAUACUCCCAACAGCCCUGCUAACGCAAUCGUUGAUUCAAAAACCCCCUCGACGCCUUCAAAUGUCUUGUCGCCCUCCACAGAUGUCACGGCUAUGAAACAGAAGCAAAAAGAGGAGUAUGAGCCAGGCAGAAAGAAGAGGCAGAAGAAAAACAGCACCAGCGAGCCUGAAUCUUCCCAACCUCGACGCCGUGGACGCCCUCGAAAAAACACUCACCGUGCCAAUGCUGAAACACCCCCGUCAUCUGAACCAAUUGCACCCUUUGUCCCAGCACCUGCUCUGCCACGUAUGACCAUGGCUCCUAUCGAAACAUCCCAUUUCGCCUUCGCAAUGCCCUUCCCAAAACCCCCUCACAAUCUCGAAAAUCCUUCUCUGCUACUGGUCAACGACGGCAGCUCCAUAAAGGCAACAGAGGCUGUGGGUAACAUUCUGCAACUGAGCCACCGAGUCCCAGAAGCAAAGGAACCAUUUGCCGAUGUCUCGCUGGGCUUGGCUGCGAACCACGAUCCUACUGACAAUGUCGCAAGCAUGGACAGGGCCAGCUUCAGCAACAACGGCCAGAAUUCCAUGUUCACAGAGCAGGAGCUGCAGGACUUGAUGGUUUGGAGCAUGGGCGAAGGGGAGGUCUACUCAACCAACGCCAACUACACUGAAAGCUCCCUAACCGCCAUGCUCUACAGUGAGGAGUAA